This is a messenger RNA of Dreissena polymorpha, 3774 nucleotides long. RefSeq lists its product as uncharacterized. NCBI's taxonomy places the organism in Eukaryota, Metazoa, Mollusca, Bivalvia, Myida, Dreissenidae. Bases 1 to 3189 code for a protein of 1062 amino acids. The record is from RefSeq and is a predicted model, not a curated record. The transcript has 14 exons.
AUGACAUCCAAGGCGCGAGAAAUUCUUUUUCUAUCAACGUACAUUACAUUAGCUCUGUUGUUGCGCUAUGCAUAUUCCCGCGAGGUCUUCACCAAUUGUGGCGGAGAAUUUGACAAGCCGCAGGGAAUUCUCCAAACCACAAACUUCCCGGGCCCUUUUCCCACGCCGAUUUCGUGCGAAUGGCUGAUACGCGCACCACCAAACAAGAAAAUCAUCCUGUAUUUUACGGAGUUCUACAUGAAGGAUUCGGUAUUUGUCUCAAGCUACGACGCCUACAAGAGUCCAACGUUGCAUCUGAAUCGCGACGACAUCGGCGAAAUCCUGUGGAACUACGAUCUCUCAAUCCCUCUAGAAACGCGUAAACCCUGCCUCCUCCUGCGUCUAGAAGUGAACUUCAUCGGCAACCGCAACCUCAGAGUCAUCGAACAUCUCCUCGAUGUGUUUGGCUUCAACAUCACGUACGAGAUAGUGGACCCUCUGGUAACAGCGCAACUGGGUUGUUCCCUGAAGCACUGUUCCUAUCUCGGCAAGUGCAUCGCCUCCGCGGACUAUAGUUCCUUUUCGUGCCAGUGCUAUGACAAGUUCUUCGGGGACCAGUGCCAGUAUGGCCCCCACUGUGACCCGGACCACGGGACGAACCUGUGUCUUAAUGGCGGACGAUGCAGCUACUUCUUCGGUUCACUCAUCAACCAGUGUGAGUGCAGUCCGGGCUUUGAGGGCGACUAUUGCGAGAUUCCCACGGGACAGUCGGCCAACACGACGGCCGUGACGCUACCAGCCCCAAAACAGGCGCUGGCGCGAGUCUACAGAAAGCACAACAUAAGUGUACGAAUGCGACGACACAGUACUCUCAGACGCUUUCUCGUACAUCCUAAGGACAAGACGCUGACAGAAGAGGUGUGUGGCUGUGUAUACAAGAUCCCGUGCAAGAAUUGUGAAACUGUGUACAUAGAUGAAACAGGUCGCAAACUUGAAUUGUAUAUCAGUGAGUUCGUCAAUACGGACAACUCGAAUAAACACAUGACACUUCGGGGGAAGAUGCUCACCUUGGUUUGUGCGGCCAAAGGGUCCAAUGGUAUCAGGUUCGAGUGGUACAAGGACGAUGCGCGCUUGGACACGAGCUUGACAUUGCGUAAUGCCUGGGAAACUGUGAUUCAGGACCAGGUGCAUAACCUGCAUCUGGCAAAUCUUAACCUGGAUGUAGUUUUCCCUAUUGAUCAGGGCGUUUUUACGUGCAAAGCAAUAGAUUUUGAUGAAGUUCAAACGAAGACGUUAAAGGUCACAGUAAACAAUUACCCUCAGGUCCAGCUGGAUCCUAUGUCCAUUAGUGUCCAGCAUGGGGAGGCGUUGACCAUAUAUUGCAUGUCUCCCGACGACAGUUGGCUGCUGUUUAAGUACGAAUGGUACAAGAACGGAAUAAAGAUUGACACGAAUGCGAGGUUGGAGUACACGGAAGAUAUGUAUCCAACGGGUCUUCUGUUGGCAGUCACUAAGGCUACAAAGACGGCAGAGUACACAUGCAAGGUCACCAACGAAGCUGGAGCAGCGAGCGCCACGGCGUAUUUGUUUGUCGUACCUAGAAACGCCAAGCGCGAUUGCAAAUGUGAUUCUGUAACGCGCAUCUGCAAAUGGGAGAAACCAAACUUCUCCAAGUGUCAGUCCCUUAUGUUGAUUUACCUGCAUGAUGAGGUACUGUUGCUAAAAAACGGCUAUCAGAAAAACAACAUCACUAAAAUAUUUGACGAUCUGUACAACUUUGCCCUCACGAAGAGGAACGUCACUUUCUACUCGGGCGACAUCGAUAUGGUCGCCGGAAUCCUUGAGGAGCUCAUCAGCCACAUGCUCUCCUUUCCCCAGCUUAAUUCUGGAGACAAUAAAAUAGAGGCACUGAGGGUUGCGGAGGUAAUUGGUGCCAUCUUGCAUCGCGCUUCCACAGCGACGCCCGAUGAAAAGCGUGAUAUAAUGGCCGGACCGAGUACUAUUGCAACCAUCAAUAUUCUGAUCUCCGGAGCCAUCAAUUUGAUGAUGUACGACAACCUCCAGCACAUUUCGUACAACGAUUUAAUAGACGAUGUAACAGAGCAGGUGUACUCCGUCACGACAAACUUUCUAGCCGACUUAUUGUUAUACAGGGACGAGGCAAUGAGGAACGAGUCUAGCUUCUGGCUGAACAUUGACAUGAAGCGGUUCUAUGUGUUCCUCAUCUUGACUUUGAUUGAACUAGCGAUACGGCAUUCUUGUUGUAUAAAAUUCCGUCGUGGAUCGAACGUGAAAGUUCAGGAGGGUGGAAGUCAAAGCAAAGCCUUUCGAACAUAUAUGAAACCAGAGCUAGUGUCAAGAGUUGUGAAUCCAGAGGAAUACAACGUGUCUAGAUAUUACGACGAGGUCAACCGUACGAAGUAUACAGCUCAGCGAAAGCGCGAACUGUCCGCUUUGCUAGGCAGCUCGGACACUAACUCUAUAACCAUGGAUACAAGGAGUACGUCAAUUAGCGGGAGUGACGGGUCGAAGGAAAGUACAGCGCCAUCUUUGAAAAUAGAUUUCUCAUUUAGUGUAAGGCGAGACAGUGUUUUUGAGACCAUCAAUGACUCAAACGGUGAAAGACGAAGCAUAGGCGCCAGUGGAAGCGUCAAGGACGACGUUGUAAGUGCCCGUGGUUGUUUUCGUCUUAGAAACGACUCGGCAGCUCAUAGUGGUGCAGGCAAGAAUGAGAACAAUGGUGAUGAAAGUAAUGACCUACAUGGCUGCGUAAAUGGCCAUGCCGCUAUGUGUAAUAAUGAUGACUUAGCAAACUUAUCUCAGAUUCCAUUUUCGGACAGAAACAUGGUUCAAAAUCCACUUUACAAGCGUAUUAAUACGGACAAACUGGUAUCAGAAGAAUUGAAACAUUUGACUCAAAACCCAGGGCAAUUGCAAUAUGACGACAUUUAUCCACUGUCGAAUAAUCGUGUUUCAAACUUGCCAUUGAAACGUGCGAUCCCAGAUAUUCCAGAUAAAAAUUGCAAUCUUAGUUCAACUCGAAGUCCGACAAAAGCUUUUAAUCCAUUAAUGAAUUAUAUUAGUGAACGUGGAAACGUCGAACAUAGUUCAGUAGUACCAACGAAGGCAAACGAUACCGACGACGACAUGUUGUUUAACAACAAGACAGACCAAGACGAUGAUUACGAGUCACCCCGUAGUUCCAAUUAGUGUCCACAUCCAUAGUGUCCACUCAACCGUAAAUGUGGCGUCCUGUUAAGUGCGUUAAUGAAUUUGACAUGCGUGGACAACAUAAGCAUAUUUAUUUUUCGAUAUAUUUAAAAUAGUGGUAUAAAAAUGAUCUUAUGUUUACUUAUAUUCGGUUGCAUAAUUUGCAAUAUUUGCAAUAUGUGUAUCAUGUCUACCCAUCCAUCGAUCAUGUAAAUGAGUUCGAAACCAUGCGCCUGCUUCACAAAAAGUUCGAAUUCAUAGGAUUUAACUAUAUAUCGCAAAUACGAGUAGCGAGCUAUAUGCUUUGUUUUGGAGUGACGCGUGCUAUCGUUUUGAUGAUGAUGAUGAUGAUGAUGAUGAUGAUGAUGAUGAUGAUGAUGAUGAUGAUGAUGAUGAUGAUGAUGAUGAUGGUGAUGAUGAUGAUGAUGAUGAAUAGUAGUAGUAGUAGUAGUAGUAGUAGUAGUAGUAGUAGUAGUAGUAGCAGAAGUAGUAGUAGUAGUAGUAGUAGUAGUAGUAGUAGUAGUAGUAGUAGUAGUAGUAGUAGUAGUAGUAGUAGUAGUAGUAGUAGUAGUAUCAUUAUUAUAA